AUGACAUCGGUCCAAAAUAUUGCUGAAAACUUUCGGUGCCUAGACAGGAUUGUUCCAUCUCAAUCACAAUUAAAUUGGGCGAUGCAGGGCACGAAUAGUACGGAACUAGUCUCAGGGGUCAGACAACUCCCUCUCGAAGUCGCGCAACUAUUGCUGGCCAGUACGCCUGAUGUUCAAUCCCUACGAUCCCUCGCAGUGAGCUCCCCCACCUUCUACAAGGCGUUUGUCGGAGCUCAAGAUCUAAUCAUCAAGGCUGUCCUUCACAAUGAGUUUGGACCAGAUGUCUUACCUCAUGCUCAGGCAGCACAACGGAGCGUUGAUCUUGGGCUUUUCGAGAAUCGAUUUGAGGAGGAGAAGGUGACUUUCUGGUCGCUCCUAGACAACAAAGCUAUGUCGAGAGUAUAUCCAUGGCAAUUCCAAGACUCUCUUCAUUUGAGUGAGAUUCGCUCUCCUGUCGAAUACUUCGUCCAGCAAUAUUCAGUCAAUAUCUGCAAGAGUCUAGAUUUCAAAAUUAAGAGCCUACGGCGAAAAGAGUUGGAUCGGAUCAGGAGGACUUUAUACCGUAUAGAAACCUACUGUAACCUGUACGGCGGGCAUCGUCGUCUUAGGCCGUCUCUUGAAGAGCUUCAAGCUCUUUCCAUAAACCAGUUGGCGCCGUGGGAGGUUGAACAAAUGGUGUCUGUGCAAGACUUCCUAUUCUCGAGAUUAGCUGAAGCAUUCACCGACUUAGCAAGACACGACAUAGAGUUAGCUUACAGGAUGUUAGACUUAGAUUGGUUAGUCGACUCAUGGCUCAGCCUAAUUUACAAAGACCAUCAACUUUCUCGAGGACUUAGCUUUCUCCAGCAGCUGGAUCAAACCACGUCGUUUGAAGGACGAGUCAAUUUGUUAUCACCAGUGCGAAGACAUGAUGCUAGUUUUCUCUGUCCUGUCUUCGCCCUCGGACGAUGGAUCGAGUAUAUCAAGCAGCCCUUAAGAGAAUACUCCGAUGACGACCUCCUCAGUAACCUUUCUACACGCUACACCGCCUGGGACGACACCGCCCCUUUUGUAGCAUGGAAAUGGGCCCACGCAGACGCACCAGUGUAUCCUGGUAGUGCGGCUGCAACUCCGCACCUCUACGGUUCGCCUACUCCGCACCUAUACGGUACACCUAAUUCUCAGAAGCUGCGAGAGAAAGGCUAUGUCUUUCUAGACCUCGACCGAGUCCACAGUCUCUUCACAGAUUCGAACCCUUGCCCAUGGUAUGCUGUAGAGGCAUACGGAGACGUGGAUGUGGGAAAGUGGCGGAAAGAGAUGAGAUCGAAGAAGAGAAGACAGGAGCUCUUCGGGAAAGGAUGGAGGGGCUAUUGGAGCGAGGAGGAUCAGAGCAGGAUCGUUUGGCAUACGGAGUACAAGACGAAGGAAUACGUUUCCGAAUAA
This is a messenger RNA of Bacidia gigantensis, 1422 nucleotides long. RefSeq lists its product as uncharacterized. Bases 1 to 1422 code for a protein of 473 amino acids. NCBI's taxonomy places the organism in Eukaryota, Fungi, Ascomycota, Lecanoromycetes, Lecanorales, Ramalinaceae. The transcript has 3 exons. The record is from RefSeq and is a predicted model, not a curated record.